UGUGAUUGUUUACUCAUUUCCUACUGCUUGGAAAAUUGACGAACGACUUGAAUAUUUAAAUUGGUGACGUGGAAUCGUUUUUUUCCCUAUUGGAAACUUGGAAUGGAGUUCCAUUUCGACGACGACGAUUUAAUAUGGAACAUUUCCAAUGAAAAACCCGUUCACAGUCGGUUUGAUAGUCUUUUGAAAAAUCAAUGGGAAAUCGCUGCAGAGGCUGGUGUGUGCCGGUAUCGACUCACCAACUUGCAAACUAAAAUUCUUCCGGGGAAAUAUGGAUUCGUUGCACAGCUGAAUUCAGACAGGGCAACCCAGCGGCGGCUGCCCCAAAACUUGCAGAAAGUCAACAGUCCUUUUGAUGGCACUCUGUUCAACUUCAACAAAGUUCCUGCCCAAGAGGUUUUGUUGAAGCCUGGCAAUAAAGCAGCAGCAGCGGCAGCAACUUCUGGCAAAAUAAAGGACAAUGAGGCUACUGAUGCUGUUGUCAUAAUCAAUGUCAGUCCUUUGGAGUUUGGCAACAGUCUACUUGUCCCUAAUGUGACAGCAAACAUCCCUCAGAGAAUCACCCAAGAGGGACUUGAUCUCCUUGUGAGGCUAAUGCUCCUGAGCACUGAUGUGAAUUUGAAGGCCGGUUUCAACAGCCCCGGAGGAUAUGCAUCUGUCAAUCAUCAGCAUUACCAUCUCUAUUAUCUGCGUGAGAGGCUCUACCUGGAAACAGCGGCUGUGGAGCCAGUCGCUGGGCCUUGUUUCGCUUUAACUGAUUUCCCAUCGAAAGGAUUCGCAUUUCAGCUGACGGAUAACGAUCCAGCACUCCUCGCCAAGAACGUGUUUACUUUGGUCUCUUACCUUUGCGCCAACGAGAUUGCCCAUAAUCUGUUCGUGACUCGAGGGAAACGCUUCGAAGGAACUCUUACCACCGCCGAUAUCUACGAUACGCUGCGCGUGUUCGUCUGGGCCAGAGAACCUGCAUUCGGAGUCAAAGAAGAAAUAGGAUUUAACCCUGCGCUUUGCGAGCUGGCCGGCCACCUUUUGAUCAAAGAGCCACCAGCCUACCAGGUCGUGACGGAAAAAGAAGCCGCCCAACUGCUGGACAGCAUCACGGCACCCUGGUUCGAGCGCGUAAGCGCCCAGAUUGCCCAUCUCUUUGCUUUUGCCACGUAGUCAAAAACGAUCGCUCCCAGUUGACAGAUGACUGACGAAAAUGACCCUGUUGUAAUUAAAUCGCGCCAGCUUUUUUCUCUCGCCCAGCUCAACUGGUUCCGUGAGGUGGUGCACAGCACAGACAACAGUAACGAUUUUUCGGUUUAUUUCGGUUUGCAUCAAUUUUCAUUUGGAGCCGGGCCACGUUUGGCUGGGUUGAAACAAUUUCAGGUCGUUUGCUGUUUUUGCCUUCGUUGUCUCUUACAAAACGCUGACCAGUGAAACACAGUUGUUUAAACUA
Messenger RNA from Daphnia pulicaria, 1438 nucleotides. RefSeq names its product GDP-D-glucose phosphorylase 1-like. The transcript is spliced from 7 exons. The coding region runs from base 103 to 1158 and encodes 351 amino acids. Gene Ontology annotation, biological process: glucose metabolic process. Gene Ontology annotation, molecular function: GDP-D-glucose phosphorylase activity. Lineage: Eukaryota; Metazoa; Arthropoda; Branchiopoda; Diplostraca; Daphniidae. Gene Ontology annotation, cellular component: cytoplasm. The record is from RefSeq and is a predicted model, not a curated record.